AUGAACAAGUUAGUUGUAUAACAAGUUAAGAGUAUUUUCAAUAGUCUUCCUAAUAAAGAUUUGGAUAAACUGCUAAAUUUGUUGCUUGCUGCAGGAAUUACAAAAAAUUAAAAAUAAGUUGGUUAUAAAUGUGUUGAAUGUAGUAUUAUGUAAGAAUAAUCAAAUAAAUAAAAAGGUUCAAAGGCAUAAACGCCAGCGGUUUUGGGAGAGACGAAGCUGAAGCUAUUCAUAUUUGUUUAAAGAAUUUUAUUGAUCAGAUGUUAGAGGAAGAAGGACAUCUAUCAUUCAUAAGAAAUAUUUUAAGAGAUCUCAAACAAUUAGAUUUUUAGGAAUAAGAUAUCGAUUAAUUGUAACAGAAAAUAGGCAAUAUUUCAAUUAUCCAAAAUAACCAAAAUUAUUAGACAGUAGAUAGUUUAUUGAAUGGAGAAAAUGAAUAAAUUUUAGGAUAAAUUGUUGAUAACAAACCUAAAAAGUUUGAAACCUUAUCGGACAACAAUAAUAAAGAGAACAUUUAAAAUUAAUAUUUGAAAUGUUGUACUCAUGAAUAAGAAUUGAAGAAGGAAAAAAUGAGGGUCGAACAUUUGGAAUUAAGAAUAAAAUUAAUUUUAGAAGAAAAUAGAAUUUUGAAAUCACUUCUUAAUGAAAAGAAAGAAAGUGCAAGACAAGAAAGCAAUAGAGAAGGUGACACCAAAAGGAUUCGGUAAUAAGCUAGAUCCAGCAGUGUAAAAAUGAGUAAAAUUUAGUAAGUAAAUGGAGUGCCCAAAUUAAAUUUAGAUGCACUUCCGACCUAUAUUGGCAAAUAGAAAACAUUAUUUUGA
Messenger RNA from Paramecium octaurelia, 818 nucleotides. NCBI's taxonomy places the organism in Eukaryota, Ciliophora, Oligohymenophorea, Peniculida, Parameciidae. The record is from the annotation of a GenBank genome assembly.